CGCUGCGUUACGGUCAAACAAAUUCAUUCAUCUAUCAUUCAUCGUUCAUUCAGUGACUUUUAGUGUAGUGCGGGCGCUAUGGCCCGGGUGUAAUGGAAUCAUAUGACGAAGACAGAGACUAUACAGGGCUUAUUAUGCAUGAGGGUCGCAAGGAGGACCCGUUCACGUGGGAGUCGUCAGUGAGGCUUACUCUGUUGGGAAGAGAGGAGGAACUCGGGAUGUACUUGGAGGAGAGGGAGGGUCGCAAGAGGAAGUGGCAUCAGGGUGACGCCGACAAAACUAUGCGGCGGGAGGACGCCGACGAGAAGGAGCCCAGGAAGGUGCCGCCAAAGAAAAUUAUGGCGUCCCUGGGGGAGAUGGGCGGCAGCGGCACGAGCUCGUCCUCCUCGCACCUCUCCCCCGGCUGGCAGGUCAACGACCUCGAUCUAGAUCUGCCCGGAGAGCUGUCCAUGAACGAGGCUCUGUUGUCGCUGCCGUCGCUGUCGGUGUUCAAGCAGGAGGCGCCGUCGCCGACGGGUGCCGUGCUGUCUCCGCCGCGCCGCGCCUGGCCCUGCGCACGACGAAUCGACGACAGACAGAUAACCAGCAUGGUGGUGGACAGCGUGAACCGCGAGGGUAUGGAGGAAGGUUCCUGCCAGCAGUCUCCGCCGCAUAACAACGCCAUCAUGCCGCACCAAUCUGGUAGUCCGGAGAUGCAGUGCCAGGCCAUGCAGGCAGGCGCACUGGUGCCUAUGUCCGGUUACCACUCGCCCGGUAUACACGAGAAUAAGAAUCCAGGUCUGCUGAUGUGUUCACCUGUCAGUUCUCUGGAUGGGUUCCUUCACUCGCCCAUACAACGAAGUGAGCCCAGCUUCAAGGAUGAUACCAGGUUCCAGUACGUGUUAGCUGCAGCGACAUCUAUCGCAACCAAACAAAACGAAGAGACACUCACAUAUCUCAACCAGGGUCAGCCAUAUGAGAUAAAACUCAAGAAAUUAGGAGAUCUGUCACACUAUAAAGGAAAGAUACUAAAGAGCGUGAUAAAGAUCUGUUUCCACGAGCGGCGAUUGCAGUACAUGGAGCGAGAGCAGAUCGCCCAGUGGCAUGCAGAUCGCCCCGGAGAGCGCAUCGUAGAGGUGGAUGUGCCACUGUCGUACGGUGUGAUCAGAGUGGAGCACCCGGCCAGCCUCAAUGCUCUCCACGUCUUGUGGGACCCCACCAAGGAUGUUGGAGUUUACAUCAAGGUGAAUUGCAUAUCUACGGAGUUCACAGCGAAGAAGCACGGCGGAGAGAAGGGAGUACCAUUCCGUAUACAGGUGGAGACUUACCUCGCAACUGAUGACGUCACACGACUGCACGCAGCCGCUUGUCAGAUUAAGGUGUUCAAGCUGAAGGGUGCUGAUAGGAAGCACAAACAGGACCGUGAGAAGGUGCUGCGUCGGCCGCGAGCAGACCACGACAAGUACCAGCCUGGGUGUGAUGCCACCGUCCUCACCACGCUGUCAAAUGACGCCAUGAUGCCACCACCCUCUCUGGUCACCACUUCUCCUCCGUACUCUCCGGAAUUGUGUUUGGCCCCUAAAUCUGUUACAAGUCCUAUGGUUGUGAAUAAACCUGCAUUGCAACAACCUGCUAUUCUUGCUACAACAAACCAGAUGAAACCACUGUACUGUCAAGAUGGUGGGGAUGUGAAAGUGAGCACUCCGCCGUGCCACUCGCCCGACACCAUCUUGCCUGACCUGCCGCAGCCCGCAGAGGAUCCUGAUAAGAGUGGCGGUCUGUCGAAGGAGGCGUCGUCUGCUGAGACGCAGGCGUGGUUGUCGCGGCACCGCUUCUCCCAGCAUGCCCCUACAUUUGCCAACUUCUCCGGAGCUGAUCUGUUGCGGUUGUCCCGUGAUGACAUUAUCCAGAUCUGUGGCCUAGCUGACGGGAUACGUCUAUUUAAUGCUUUGCAUGCAAAGCGCAUAGAGCCCCGGCUGACUGUGUACGUGUGUCCGGCGGGCGGCGGAGUGUACAGCGCCCUCUACCUGCACGCGUGCAGUGCGCGAGACUUGCUGCACAAGCUGCGUCCCCUGCUGCAUCCUGCACACAGCAGCCCAGCUGACAAGGACGGUGAGACGGUGCUGGUGCUGGGUCCUAAUGGUGCUCGCGUACGUCUGACGGAUGAGCUGGUGCGGCACAUGCCUGACCACAGCACAUACCGUCUGCAGCGCCUCGACGAUGGCACCUUGCUGCUCAGUGCUACAGACAACUGACUCCGUGACGUCGCGUUAAUGACAACUUGACGUCGCGUCAGCUACAACAUGACGUCACGUCAGUGUAAAGACAACGUAACGUCAACAAUCUUGAGCUAUAAUAUAAAAGCAAAAAGUGUUAUUUCCAAGCAAUGACCUAUUUAAUAAGAUCAGUGGUUCUUCGUAUAUAGUUUUUGCCACUUUAUAAGUUUUAAUGUUAUGUUUACAAUAACUUGUGUUAUAACUUAAGUUUAAUGGCAUUAAAGCCUUUAUUUUGUUGUCUUUUCUAAGAAUCUAGUUAUAAU
Papilio machaon (common yellow swallowtail) is the source of this 2518-nucleotide messenger RNA. RefSeq names its product transcription factor CP2-like protein 1 (gene gem). Lineage: Eukaryota; Metazoa; Arthropoda; Insecta; Lepidoptera; Papilionidae. Bases 93 to 2234 code for a protein of 713 amino acids. Gene Ontology annotation, molecular function: DNA-binding transcription activator activity, RNA polymerase II-specific; RNA polymerase II cis-regulatory region sequence-specific DNA binding. Gene Ontology annotation, cellular component: nucleus. The transcript has 19 exons. Gene Ontology annotation, biological process: regulation of transcription by RNA polymerase II. The record is from RefSeq and is a predicted model, not a curated record.